Messenger RNA from Octopus sinensis (East Asian common octopus), 564 nucleotides. Its product is annotated as potassium voltage-gated channel subfamily KQT member 2-like. The record is from RefSeq and is a predicted model, not a curated record. Gene Ontology annotation, cellular component: membrane. Gene Ontology annotation, biological process: transmembrane transport; potassium ion transport. The transcript is spliced from 5 exons. Gene Ontology annotation, molecular function: voltage-gated potassium channel activity. Lineage: Eukaryota; Metazoa; Mollusca; Cephalopoda; Octopoda; Octopodidae. The coding region runs from base 64 to 564 and encodes 166 amino acids.
ACCAUAACCAGAGUUAUUCACUUCCAACAUCCUCGGUUUUUCACAGUCUUCUCGUGCCUAGUAAUGAGUGUCUUGGCAACCAUAGAAGGGUAUGAAGAUGUCAUGCGACUAGCCUUGUUUUAUGUGGAAGUCGUCAUGGUUGUGUGGUUCACACUGGAGUAUCUGCUCCGAAUUUGGUCUGCCGGGUGUCGAUCGAGAUAUCAAGGAUGGAUGGGGAGGAUCAAGUUCGCCAGGAGGCCCUUCUGUGUGGUAGACCUGAUGAUAGUUUCAGCUAGUAUCAUUGUACUAGCCGUUGGCAGUACUGGUCGAAUAUUCGCAACUUCCUCAUUGCGUGGUCUACGAUUCUUUCAGAUCUUAAGAAUGGUACGCAUGGAUCGUAGAGGAGGGACAUGGAAACUUCUCGGAUCCGUCGUAUGGGCACACCGUCAAAUGCGUUCAUGUGAUGUGCGAAAACAAAUUCAUAAAGCUGUCUGUGAAGCAUCAGAAUAUUCCAUGAUUGGUAAAUGUCAGGAUUCAAUCCUAUUAGUAAGCCAAUUACGACAGAAUUUGUACACAAGAAAAUAG